CUAGGUGUGGUAACAAAUGUAAUACCAGGAAACCUGUCUAGAGACGAGAUACCUCAGUUUGUCUACUUUUCUUUCGAUGAUGCCGUCAACCGAAUGAAUUACAAUUUGUACUCCAACCUGUUUGCAGGGCGUUUCGUAAACCCUAACGGUUGUCCCACCACUGUCAGCUUCAAUCUAUGCAAUGAGAGUACAAACUAUGAACUGGUUCGUCGCCUCCAUCGGCAAGGACAUGAGAUAGCCAGCCAUAGCAUUCUACACACCAACCCCAAAUUCUGGGACGGAGAGAUGUGGGAAUACGAGAUCCAAGGAAUGAGAGAACUCAUCUCUGACAAAAUCGGCAUCAAAGAGGAUGAAAUCGUCGGAAUGAGGUCACCUUUUUUGGUGCUGGGCGGCAACAAGCAAUUUUCAUUACUUGAGAGGUUUAAUUAUACGUAUGACGCGUCAAUGGUACCGGCUUUUUCGUCGAAUCAAGAAGAGCCGCUUUGGCCGUUCAAACUGACCGGUAAACCUCCCCGAAGGUAUUUUUUUGAGCCUGGAACACCAACAGAAGCGUAUCCCUCUGUGUGGGAGGUACCCAUGAAUCCAUAUUUUUACUGCCCUCAUGCGCCAGAUGGUGCAGUAUCAAUGUUGGAUGGGUGCCAUCCUGGCAGUUACAACGCCACCUAUCUUUAUUUAAAGUAUAAUUUCCUCCGUCAUUAUAACUCUCCAAGCAAGGCACCAUUUGGUAUCAAUAUGCACGCUGCCUGGUUUCACCCGGCCUGGCCGUACCACUUUCAAGCAAUGGAGGAUUUUAUAGGAGAAAUAUGUCGCUUAAGAAAUGUGUAUAUUGUAAGUGUGAGCAGGAUUUUGAAAUGGAUGGAGGACCCCGUCCCUUUGUCAAGAAUGUCAGAGUCUGAGGCAGUUAAGUGUGACUAAAUAUAUUUCACUCUUUAACGCAAACCACGACCUUGGGAUGAAAAUUCGUAUUGAACACAGCUGGUUUUGUUUAAAAUAGUUUCCCACUCAUUUUUUUUAAAUACAAAACAAAAUAAAAAAAAAUCUCUUUAAAGCAUCCAGUACGUUUUUAUGACCUCACCCAUUAAACCGUUUUACGCAGAAAAUGG
This is a messenger RNA of Lingula anatina, 1103 nucleotides long. Its product is annotated as chitin deacetylase 7-like. The record is from RefSeq and is a predicted model, not a curated record. Gene Ontology annotation, molecular function: hydrolase activity, acting on carbon-nitrogen (but not peptide) bonds. Lineage: Eukaryota; Metazoa; Brachiopoda; Lingulata; Lingulida; Lingulidae. Gene Ontology annotation, biological process: carbohydrate metabolic process.